AUGUCAGAAUCCCUUCCGUGGAACGAGGAUAAGCCUCUUAGUCUCUCCCAACUGUUAAAACAUUCUAUGCGAUCGGUUGAUACGCUUGUUUCAAACAACACUUUGCUUGACAAAAUGGCUAUCCAUUUAAAUGGUCUCUUGCGUCAAGAUGAAGAACCUCAGGUGGAUAAAGCUGUGCAGUUAUUUGAUAACAUGUUUUUGCAUGCUGAAAGAGCCAUGUCUUUAGACAGUGACAAGCAAGUCUUGAACGUUCUAAAACGCCAAGUCUCGAGCUUUAUUGGUGUUACACUCGGUGUCAAACCCUUUUUGGAAAAGCGGGAGCAUCAAGAAAGUCAAAUACUAGAAAAAGAAGAGGAGGAGGAAAGUGAAGAUGACGCCAAUGAUGAAAAACCAAACAAAUUAUCUUGGAACAAAGCAUCUCAAGGUGAGGCUAGUAGUUAUCAAGGCGCUGCUGGUUGGUCUGAAAAGAAGAAUUAUUAUGAGCAAAAUAAUAAGGAUAUCUAUAGUCCUGAACGUGCCGAACAUGAAAGACUUCGUAGGGAGUUGGAAGAAGAACAAUAUGGUCAUGGUGGCCAACACGGUGAGCAUGAAAGUGGUGAUGAGGAUGAAGAAGAGGAGGGGGAUGAUUCAGAUGAAUAUGAAGAGAUUGUUGAGCGAGUUGAAGUCAAAUCACGUGAAAUGGGAGGUGCAGGUGGCUUUACAGAAGUGCGUCGUCGUCAAAAGAAAAAGAAGACAAAGAAGUACAUUGAAACCAAUUUUAGCUACAGCCACACUUCUGGAGGUAAUCCUUAUGAAGGCGGAUGUGGUAAACCUUAUGAACAGCGUCCUCCCCGCCAUCAUAUUCAAGUAACUGAAUUCCAUCCUCGUUAUUUGGAGCGUCUACCAGAAGAAACCUUUUGUUUCCCUGUCUUUUUUCCUUCGGAAGACAGUUACCGUGCCUUUCACUCUGCUCUAUCCACUGCCAAGCAUACAUUGUAUGUUUGCGUUUUCUCAAUGACUGAUAAUGAUACAGCCGAUGUUUUAAGUGAUGCAAAGAGACGCGGUGUAGAUGUGAGAAUCAUUACUGAUAAUGAUCAAAUGGAUCCAACCAAGGGAGCUGAUGUAUAUCGUCUCAACGAAAGAGCAAAUAUUCCUUUCAAAUGUGAUGAUAGUGAGCAAUUCAUGCAUAACAAGUUUGCAGUCAUUGACAAUAAGAUUGUCAUUACUGGUAGUUUCAAUUGGUCUGCAGGUGCUCGUUACAAGAACCGCGAAAAUAUCAUCAUCACCAAUAUUCCCUCUGUGGUUAGAAGAUAUGCUGAUGAAUUUGAAAAAUUAUGGAGUUACUUUUAA
Molecule: messenger RNA, 1329 nt
Organism: Gilbertella persicaria
Lineage: Eukaryota; Fungi; Mucoromycota; Mucoromycetes; Mucorales; Choanephoraceae
Exons: 4
Coding region: 1-1329 (442 amino acids)
Molecular function (GO): RNA endonuclease activity producing 5'-phosphomonoesters, hydrolytic mechanism
Source: RefSeq, a predicted model, not a curated record